CGCUGCCUCUCUUUGUCCCGGAGCAUCCCGCUGCGGAAAAGCCGCAGAAUGUGCACCGUGAAGCUGCUGCGGGUGUCGGUCCACGAGCGGAUCAGCGCCGCCGCUGAAGACUUCCUGCUGCAGCUGGAAAAAGGAGAAGAAGCGGCCGAGCUACCGGCGCUGAGAGCGCUGCUGACCGAGCGGCUGACGGCGGCUGCAGAGGAGAUCGUCGCUCUGUUGGAGAAAACCGUGGCGGAGUACGAAGACAGAGUGGAGCGCUCAGAGCGGGAGAUCUGCCGGCAGAGGAGGCUGCUCGAUGCCGUGCUGAAGCCCGAAGUCCGGCUACACGCAGCAGGAAGUGCUUCGAUCAUCCCGAUCACCAAUCAGAGGACAGCUGAGACUAAAGCAACUGAUGAGCAGUGUGCAGAUCUUCUGCAGUCAGUGACACUGUACGACCCAAAUGACCCCGCAGAUCAGAAUCCGUCCAGCCCCGAACAACAUGACAGCAGUGACGCUUCCUGUCCAUCAUCACCUCCUUCCCCCUCACCGUCAUACCACCCACCCCUCUCUGCAAGCAGUGACGGAGACCCAGACAGUGACUGGAUUGAACAUAGUCGGACACUCAGGCCUCUGAGAAGGAAGAAGCGUGGCCGACCACCCCUCAGUGUCAGGAGCAACCGGAGGCGCUCAAGUCUGGCUCAGAGCUUCAGCUGCCAUGUGUGCGGGCGCAGUCUUCAGGGGAAAGGCUUCCUGCUCAAACACGUCCUGCAUACCUGUGCCAGCAACCCAGACUGCCACUGCGGUUAUUGCGGUGAGCACCUGGACUCUGCCGAUGGCCUGAAGGCUCACCUCCAGAUGCAUCAGAACAACAGCAAAACAUGCUCCUUCUGUGGGAAAACCUUCCACUCCAUCCUGGCGCAGGAAAUGCAUGUGCGGUUGCACACGGGAGAGAAACCAUACAGCUGCAAUUUCUGUGGCAAGAAAUUCAGUCAGAAGGGCAACCUGACAUCACACUUGCGUGUUCAUGCUGCAGAGAAACUUUUCAAAUGUAAAGAGUGCACCCGUGCCUUCUGUCACAUGAGUUCAUUGGAGCGCCACAUGGAGGAGCACAGAAGUGUGGCGGUGCACACCUGCAGCGUAUGUGGUGAGGAGUUCAGUAAGUUGAACAGCCUGCGCCGACACAUGGUGACUCAUCAGAAGGACACUGGCCUCAAAACAAAACGGAACCGCAGCUCGGUACCAUCCUUUCGCUGCAAAGUGUGUGGGGACACCUUCGACAGGAAGACCCUCUUAGUGAAACAUGUGGAGACUCACCUGCAGGACCCGAAUUCCUGCUGCGGCCUCUGCGGACACCAUUACGAGUCCGCCGAUAGCCUCGCCACUCACUUGCGCUCCCACCGCGAGGCUGGAGGCACCUGCAGCAUCUGCGGGAAGUGCUUCCCAGGCCAGUCAGCAUUGCAGAUGCACCUGAGGAUUCACACGGGGGAGAAACCCUACAGUUGCAGCUUUUGCGGGAAGGCCUUCAACCAGAGCGGCAACCUGAAGACACACCUGAAGAUCCACACAGGUGAACGCGCAUUCUCCUGCAGUCUGUGUGGGAAGGGCUUUACCCAAAAACAGACCCUGGACACACAUGUCCGCUUUCACAACAAGGAGCGCCGUUUCUUGUGUCAGGUGUGUGGAAAGGGCUUCAUGCAAGAUGUGGACCUGAAGAGACACAUGCUAAUCCACACUGGGGAGAAACCAUACACCUGCAGGGUCUGUGGGAAGAGCUUCCAGGCCAAACGCUCACUCAAUGGGCACCUCAAAGUCCACUUAGCUGGGCAGGAGGACACGAGACUGGAGCCACAGAGGACGGACAGCUUCUACUCAGGAUUUAUCCAACUGUAGAACCACAUGACCUCUUCAUGAUUGCUCCAAGGGAAAUGUGUUCACAACACAGAGAGCUGAAAGGUGACAGGAAAUGUCUGAGAGAGAAUCAAAUCUUUUAAAAGUUGGUUAUGUCUCUGAUAGUCUACUUCUUCUUUCAGCUGCUACCUUUAGGUGUUGUCACAGCAGAUCAUCUGCCUCCACCUCACCCUAGCACCCAGCAUCCUCCUGUCACACCAACCCUCUGCAUUGUCGUCUUUCACUACAUCCAUGAACCUUUUCUGAGGUCUUCCUCGUUUCCUCCAGCCUGGCAGCUCCAUUUUCAACAUCCUUUGUCCAGUAUAUUCACCAUCCCUUCUCUGCUUAUGUCCAAACCAUCUCAUACUUGUAUCUCUAACUUUGUCUCCAAACUGCUCAACCUGAGCUGUCCCUCUGAUGUACUCAUUUAUAAUCCAUCCAUGUCCCUUCCAAUGUAGAUCUUCAGCUUUGCCUCCUGUCUUUGGGUCAGUUUGCCACCAUCUGCAAACGAUACAUACAACCAGGUCUCACUACCAUCUUGCAAACUUUCCCUUUCACUCUUGCUGCUUACCUUCUGUCACGUCACCCCGACACUCGUCUUCACCCACUACACCCUACCUGCAUUCUCUUCUUCACCUCUCUGGUUCACUGUCCAUUGCUUUGGAUGGUUGACCCCAAGUAUUUAAACGGGUCUACGUUCACUACCUCUGCUCCUUGCAGCUUCACUGUUAAUGCCUGUCUCCCUCUCAUUCACACACAUGUAUUCUAUCUUGCUUCUACUGACUUUCAUUCCUCCGCUCUCCAGAGCAUACCUCCACCUCUCCUGGCUCUCUACCACAUUUAGCACCCCAUCAUAUUCUUUCUCUAGAUUCACAAAGGCACAGUGAAGCUCCUUCUGACCUUCUCUAUACUUCUCCAUCAACACUCAAAGCAAACAUCAUACUGCUGCUCACUGAUCAUCACCCCUCUUCUCAGCCUAGCUUCAGUAACUCUUUUCCAUAUCUUCAUGGUAUGGCUUAUCAGCUUUAUCCCUCCGUAGUUACUACAGCUCUGCACAUCACCUUUGUUCUUGAAAAUCAGUCCCAGUACACUUCCUCAGGCAUCCUCUCACUCUCCAAGAUUGUGUUAAACAAUCUGUUCAAACUUCUAGGCAUCGUCAUACCUCCACAGGUAUGUCAUCUUAACCAACUGCCUUUCUAUUCUUCAUCCUCUUCAUAGCACUCAUUUCCUCCUUACUAAUCAUCUGCACUUCCUGAUUGACUAACUUCCCUCCAUCUGUCCUCCUUCUUCUCUCAUUUUCAUCAUUAACUCCGCAGACUACUUCUUCCAUCUUUUCAGCACACUCUUCACUUGUUAGCACAUUUCCAUCUUCAUUCUUAGUCACUCUAAUCAGCUCCACAUUCUUUCCAACUUGAUCUCUGACUUGCCAAUCGAUACAAGUCCUUUUCUCCAGUCUCACAUGCAUCUGACUAUAAGCCUUUUCCUUUGCUCUCUCUUUUGCUGUAUUCCUAACCUCCCAGUAUUCCUUCCUGUCUACUUUCUUCAUCUUGCUAACCUCUUCCUUUGAAUAUUUUCCCGUACUUCCUCAUUUCACCACCAAGUCUCCACGUCCUCUUUCCUCUGUUCAGAGGAUACACCAAACACCUUCUUGGGAGUUUCCUUCAUCCCUUCAGCUGUUCUUUCCCAGUCAUCUCCUUACCACCCAGAGUCUGUCUCACCUCCUCCCAGAACUCUGAGCAACAUUCUUCCUUCUUCAACUUCAACCAUUUAGUAUUUGCCUCUGCCCUCACUCACUUCCUCUUCUUGAUGUUCAGUCAUCCUAAAGACUACUGCAUAGUCCUACAGACUACCAUCUGAUGCUGCGUAGCUGUACUCUUCCCAUGUUGUGUUUUCUGACUGUAGACGCCUUUUUUGUCACGAGAUUUG
Molecule: messenger RNA, 3792 nt
Organism: Archocentrus centrarchus (flier cichlid)
Lineage: Eukaryota; Metazoa; Chordata; Actinopteri; Cichliformes; Cichlidae
Product: gastrula zinc finger protein XlCGF57.1-like
Exons: 3
Coding region: 49-1869 (606 amino acids)
Biological process (GO): regulation of transcription by RNA polymerase II
Molecular function (GO): DNA-binding transcription factor activity; RNA polymerase II cis-regulatory region sequence-specific DNA binding
Source: RefSeq, a predicted model, not a curated record